GACAUGUUACCAUCGAUACACAGCCCUCGCCUUUUUGACUACUUUAUCAUAGUAAGUGGAGAUGCUCCUACCCUCACAGAUAACGGAGAGACAGUAAGACCUCAUGUUGUCGACAGAUACCCAGCUACAAACCACGAGGAUUAUCCUCUGCCUCAAGAUGUCGAAUUCUUUGCUCAACCGGAAGGAUGUACAGUGUUGAGUCCUUUAGAAACCCUGCCGAAAGAAUCUGUCAGUUUUGUGUUUAUGCUUACUGAUGUUAAGAAUAACGUCAAAAGGUUUGGAGUUUGUGUACAAUUCUACCGUCCUAUCCUAGCUAAACAGAAAGUUAAGGAGAAUGUUGAGAAGCCUGUAGUCGCCUUCAUGCUAACCACUUUCUGCAUCAUAACCCACCAUACCUUCUUUAACUCAACUAAAGAGUGUAUACAUGCCUUUAAACUCAUGUUCAUGAAGCAAAUGGGAGCAGCAGUAAACGAGAAAGAACUGUUCAGGAACUCCAUACCUUGGUCCUUCUCUUUUUAUCCUGCUGAUUUUCAUCCAACUGGGUUUGAUAUAGAAGCGUGUACAAGCCUAGAUAUUGCACCUGAACUAAAGGAGUGGCUUGUUAACCUCAUGAACAGUCCAGCUCCCUCGACAGAGGGAGAGAGGCUCUGUCUACGACUGUUCAACAAAUGUUACGUGGUGUCACCCAUCAUAAACUUCUGUUACCCGGACACCGCGCGGCUCCCCUUCGCGGAGUACUGUGUCCACUUACCGUUAGAGUUACUGGGAGUGGAGGGAACGUUGGAGGUCAUCACAUGUCUACUUCUGGAGCAGCGGGUGGUUUUGACGAGUGAGAACUAUUCUCACCUUACUACAUGUGUGUUUGCUCUGAUCGCCCUGUUAUACCCUCUGGAGUACAUCUACAAUGUUAUACCUGUAUUGCCUGUCAGCAUGCCUGGAGCUAGCACUGGAGAGAUAUUGAGGUCACCGAUGCCAUUUCUCUUUGGGGUUCCCUCGACAUUCUUCAUAGUAAACAAAAUGGAAGUUCCGGAAGACGUUGUAUUCGUAAAUAUUGACACAGGAAAGAUCCUGAGGAGAACGCCCAUGCCAACCUUCCCUGAACCGCAAGGCUCUGAAAUUAGUCAGGAGCUCAGAAAGUGUUUGCAACUAUUGUACUCUCGGAGAAACCCCAGGGAAUGUUUACCUGGAGGAUCACGUGACCUCAAUACGAUUGAUGUUGAGAUCAGAGUGGCUAUGAUAAAGUUCUUCAUGUCUGCCAAUGUUCUAGGCAAGUUUAAGCAUCAUCUGAGAUAGUGAAACUGUUCCCACGUCCCAUCACAUACCUACAGAGGAACGCUUUCCUCCGAAAUUGCUCCACCGGAAAACCCUCCUUGUUCCUUCAGAGACUGUCAGAGACUAGCUGUCUUCAAGCGUUUGGUGAAAGUGAAGUUUGCCCCCUCAACACAGUCGUACAUAGAAUAGUAUCCGGGAAUUCCGAUCAAACACUGAUCGGAGACAAGCUGAUAUGGUUUAGUGAUCAGGUAGAGUUUAUAGAACACAGCAUCUGUCCGGCAGGUAACACACUAGGUAUUGAGAUGCUCCCCCACA
Molecule: messenger RNA, 1587 nt
Organism: Bolinopsis microptera
Lineage: Eukaryota; Metazoa; Ctenophora; Tentaculata; Lobata; Bolinopsidae
Product: MAP kinase-activating death domain protein-like
Exons: 14
Coding region: 4-1293 (429 amino acids)
Biological process (GO): regulation of apoptotic process; regulation of Rab protein signal transduction
Cellular component (GO): cytosol
Molecular function (GO): guanyl-nucleotide exchange factor activity
Source: RefSeq, a predicted model, not a curated record